AUGAAGAAGGAAUGUCUGCCGUCCCCACCGGUGCGCAAGCGCCGUAUGGCGACAAAGAUAUCGGGGGAUAACAAGGUAGAGAGACUAGAGGAGAAAGUGGAUGGGCUCGUCGCCCUACUCAAAUCUGUGACUCAGGAUGCUCCGAGCUCCUUCAAUGCCUCGGGUAUCAACUCCGUACUGGGAAGCCUGAUACAAGCCAGUUCCAGCAGCGAAGCGGAUGGGGUGAUAGCGGACAACAGUCAACAUGUUGAAUACCCAUAUGACAGAUCUGGGGUGAACGGAAGAAUGGAGGGCCCCUUUACCCCCACAGCCUCAUCUUCGUCCAGGCUCAAAUCCACGAACCAACUACCAUUUCUUAUCCAUCCCUAUCUCGAGCCUAGCGCAGAAGAGGCUGCAGCUUAUUUAGUUAGGUUUCGAAAUGAGUUCCAGGGUCACCUGCCUUUUCUCCAGGUUUCCUCAUCGAUGACUGCCCAACAACUCCGCCAGGAAAGCCCGCUGCUCUGGUUAAGCAUAAUGACAGUGGCAUCCACUCGCUCUACUCAACAGAUCAUGCUAUCAAAAGAGGUCCGUGGGGUCUUUGGGCGUGAAGCGUACAUUGAGGGGACGAGGAACAUGGAUUUUCUUUUGGCUGUUCUGGUGUACACCACCUGGUCUAUUUCGACCAGUCUCGUCCAGCUUGCCAUUGCUAUUUUGUAUGACUUGGGAUUGGACAAACGCCCGCCACAGGAUCCCGGUGUAACACUAGCCUACGUACUGAAAGGGUGUAAACUGUCUCAAUUUACGCGCUCUCCAACAUCCGAAGAGCGCAGAGCAUUACUGGGAUGUUUCCUAAUUAGCACAGUACCAACUUCUUGGGGGAAGGGGCAAAGCCUGCAAUGGACCGCAUAUUUUGACGAGUGUGUUCAUGUUCUUGAGGAGCAGAAAGAGUUGGCUUCCGACCUCCUUCUUGUCCAACUGGUAAAUCUACGCUCUCUUUCAGAGAAUGUCUCGGACCAUAUAGGGCUAAGCGCAGCUUCCGGGAUUCAUACGAUGAGACCCCAAGCUACAGUCUACCUCAAAUCGCUGGAGGCACGAAUGCGCAAUUUGAAGUCUAAUAUCCCGCAAGAGCUCAACAGAAAUAGAGUUCUGUUGCUGGAAAUCUACAAUACCGAGCUCAUGAUCCAUACAAUUGCACUCUCACCUGGAGUAAAUACAUUCCCUGGUCAACCCAAUCAGCGCUUUGAGUGCAUAUAUGCAUGCUUGCAGGCAGUCAAGUCCUGGCUAGGCACAUUUUCCAUGAUCCAGCCCGUGGAAUUUGUGGGAUUUUCGUCACUCAUGUAUGCGAACAUGAUGCGCUGCUUUAUUGGAAUUUAUCGCCUCGCAACGUGUAACCAUCCGGAAUGGGACCGAACCCUGUUACAUGAAGCGGUAAACCUUUCACGGGCAUUUGAGGAGGCAAGCAACAGCUUUGAUCGUGUGAAGGAAGUGGCGGGGCUGGAUCCGGAUGGUUCACAGGCACAGGAUUCUUUCAGCGUUAUGGCAACCAAGCUUCGAUCUAUGAAGAUGUCGUGGGAUGCCAUGCCAACACUGUUACCGCCGCCCUCUAUUGACGAACUUGAGAAUUUUACCAGCGAAUUCCUGGAUACUUGGAACUGGUAA
Molecule: messenger RNA, 1638 nt
Organism: Penicillium expansum
Lineage: Eukaryota; Fungi; Ascomycota; Eurotiomycetes; Eurotiales; Aspergillaceae
Exons: 4
Coding region: 1-1638 (545 amino acids)
Biological process (GO): regulation of DNA-templated transcription
Cellular component (GO): nucleus
Molecular function (GO): DNA-binding transcription factor activity, RNA polymerase II-specific; transcription cis-regulatory region binding
Source: RefSeq, a predicted model, not a curated record